ACCGCCUCACCAUUACUGCUGCUCCGCGUAAAACACUUACGGCUGCAAACUCAUAUGAAAAUCAUCAUGGAGGCAUUCGAUCUCGUUAUUAUCAACGGUGUAUGUGUUACAGCCUCUGAUAUAGGUGCUUAUGACGUUGCUAUCAAGGAUGGCAAAAUCGCCUUGCUUGCACCAUCGGGAUCACUUGCUGAGACGGAUGCAUUGCGAAUAAUUGAUGCCGAGGGUGCAUAUGUGACUCCUGGUGGUGUUGAUUGCCAUGUUCAUCUACAAGAACCUGCCAUGUUUGGGAAGGGCUCCUCUUCUGAUACAUUUGAAACAGGAACCCGCUCGGCAAUCGCUGGAGGCUGUACUACGAUUGUUUGCUUCGCUCCUCAACAGAGACACGAGCCCUCACUUCUGAAGCCUUUGGCCGACGCCCAUGACAAGGCUCGAGGGAACACUUACUGUGACUACGGGUUCCAUCUCCUUGUCUCCAAUCCCACCGAAACAGCUCUCUCCGAGCUUGGAAUGCUCAAAGCCGAGGGCGUCACAUCCCUCAAGAUCUAUAUGACCUAUGAGGCGCUCCAACUCCGCGACGAUCAAAUCCUAUCGGUUCUUCACCAUGCUCGUAACAACCAUAUCCUCACCAUGAUCCAUGCAGAGAAUGGUGAUAUUCUGAACUGGCUGACAGAUCAGCUUGAAGCCAGCAAACUCUUCGCUCCAAAAUACCAUGCAACAUCGCGUCCGCCUGCGCUCGAAGCGGAAGCAACAAACCGUGCCAUCGUGCUAUCUUCUAUUAUUGCUAAUACGCCUAUCUUGUUGGUGCAUAUUAGUGACCCGGAUGCAACAUAUCGCAUUAGGCAAGCCCAGACAGCUGGCCAACCAAUCUUUGCAGAGACUUGCCCGCAGUAUCUAUUUCUGACGCGCAGUGAUCUAGAUGCGCCAGGCUUCGAGGGUGCUAAGUUCGUGUGCUCGCCACCCCCACGCGAUGAAGCAUCACAAGAGGUUAUUUGGGAGGGCCUACGAAAUGGAACAUUUACUGUUCUGAGCUCAGAUCAUUGCCCGUUCUCUUAUGAUGAUACAGAAAAGGGCAAGAAGGCUUGCAUUACACAUGACUAUCCAGUCGGAAAGUUCAGGCACAUUCCGAAUGGAAUUCCUGGGGUAGAAACGAGACUCCCUCUUGUGUUUUCUGCUGACAAGCUGCCCCUAACGAAAUUCGUGGAGGUGACAUCAACCAAUGCGGCAAAGUUGUAUGGGCUAUAUCCCAAGAAGGGAUCAAUGAUGCCUGGUGUGUCGGAUGCGGAUCUCGUGAUCUGGUAUCCCAAUGACAAGUUGCCCGACGUGACCAUUCGAAACGAAGCAUUACACCACGCCAAUGACUACACACCAUACGAAGGCAGGACAGUGAAGAACUGGCCACGAUAUACAAUCUUACGCGGUAUGGUUAUAUGGGAUAAUGGAGAGAUAAUCGUGGUAAUGCGACCCUCAACAGCGUGCUUGAACUGUAGAAGUUCUAAACGCAAAUGCGAUCGGGCAGACAGCUCAGCAGCAUGCUCCCAGUGUGUUCAGCGAAACUUGCAGUGUACAACGACAACUAUCAUCAGCCCCCAACUUCCAAGAUCAUCAGAAGUUCAGUAUCCCUCACGGCUUAGUCAGUCAACCUGUACACAAGAUGAGAAGAUGUACUUGGUGGGUCUCUACUUUCGCUUUAUCCAUGAUUCCCCUCACAGCCUCUUCCACGAGCCCACAUUCAAAGUCAGCGUGGGAGAAGGUACUGUCAAACAACCUGUCCUUCUUGCUAUGAUGGGUUUAUCUGCAAGAUUCGCCACAGACCCUGACAUCGUUGCUCGUGGGCCGAUGUAUCGUGCUCAAGCUACCGCAGCAUUGAAGGACGACCUAGAACAUAUCUGCAUCGAGAACAUCCAAGCUUGCAUUCUUGUCGGAAACAAUUUCUUCGGAGAAGGUGACGCAGAUGCCGAGUCUCUGUAUUUUGGACUCGCAAGUCGAAUGACUCAAAUUCUGAAGCUGGGAGAAAUUGACGAAAGCGAUGACGGUGUGAUGCGAGAAGUCAAGAGACGCAUAUUCUGGACGUGCUUCAUUAUCGACACUUGGGCCAGUGGAGGCUCUAACCUAUCACCACAGUUCAGAUGGCGAACCAAACAACCUCGAGGGCCACUCGACGAAUACAUGUUCUACAACAUGAGGUCAGGAGAUGGAGACGUCACAGAGUUGGACUGGAAGCCUGGAUUGUGGGCUCACAUGGUCAGACUGGUUGGGUUAUAUGCUGAGAUACAGAACCUUCAGCAAGAACUCGCGAAUGGGGUUGAGUGGAACGAACCCUUCAUAGAUGAGUCAGUGCAACGACUUGAAGCUGAGCUCAGGGCUUUCGAGGAGGGUUUGGGUCCUGGAUUGAUGUUCUCAAGGGAAAACCUGGCUUCUUUCGUCGACCGUGGCUUAGGACGCGUCUUCAUAGCCUUUCAUCUGGGCUAUCACCACUACUAUACGCUUUUAUUUUACCAAUACCUCGAUCAUCGCCGACCGCCGACAACAAACGGCCGGAAGUAUGCUAGCUCCUGCAAAUCCCAUGCAGCCAUUGUAUGCGACGUUCUCAAGGUCUCACGGGAGGUCCCUGGGGCCGAGGCACUCUACAACAUCGUGGGGCAUGUGACAAUCGUGUCCUCAUCAGUGUUAUUGCACACAUAUCUAUUCGGAGAGUCUCAUGAGCUUGAGGAGUCAAGAGACCGCCUGAGUUCAAACCUCGAAUCCUUGGUACAACUAAGAAACUACUGGCCCAGCGUGGAGAUGAUGAUCAAACGCCUGGUUGUCUUUCAGAAGAAUUGCAUUCAGUCAAUGAAUGCCGAGUCUUACCGGUUCGACAGAUGGAUGGUCAAGUUUCUUAUUGCUCAUGCACUUGCUCUUGAAGAUAAGGUGGAUGAUAAUUGGUCUGCUGCCAGUGUUGAAGCAACAAACGGAAACGACCAUCUUGAACGAGGUCGCAUCACUCAGGCCAUGAUUAUGGAUAUACAGAACUAUGACACCGAGACCUGAUGAGUAUUAGAUGAUCCAAAUAAUUAAUACGUGAGGGGAUGAUUUCAAAACGCAAUACAAACUCUGAAU
This is a messenger RNA of Fusarium verticillioides 7600, 3096 nucleotides long. RefSeq lists its product as hypothetical. The transcript is spliced from 7 exons. Bases 55 to 3027 code for a protein of 990 amino acids. Gene Ontology annotation, cellular component: cytoplasm. The record is from RefSeq and is a predicted model, not a curated record. NCBI's taxonomy places the organism in Eukaryota, Fungi, Ascomycota, Sordariomycetes, Hypocreales, Nectriaceae. Gene Ontology annotation, molecular function: hydrolase activity, acting on carbon-nitrogen (but not peptide) bonds; DNA-binding transcription factor activity, RNA polymerase II-specific; zinc ion binding. Gene Ontology annotation, biological process: regulation of DNA-templated transcription; DNA-templated transcription.